Molecule: messenger RNA, 4803 nt
Organism: Anthonomus grandis grandis
Lineage: Eukaryota; Metazoa; Arthropoda; Insecta; Coleoptera; Curculionidae
Product: ATP-dependent DNA helicase Q4
Exons: 13
Coding region: 85-4686 (1533 amino acids)
Biological process (GO): double-strand break repair via homologous recombination
Cellular component (GO): chromosome; nucleus; cytoplasm
Molecular function (GO): nucleic acid binding; four-way junction helicase activity; ATP binding
Source: RefSeq, a predicted model, not a curated record
UUAUAACCUUAAAACUAAAUAAAAACAAUAUAGGCAAUAGAUGAAUAAUUUAAAAAUUAUUGAAUAUAAGUUUUAAUAAAAAUAAUGAGUUUAUUAGAGGACCCGGACGUUAAAAAGACUUAUGAUAAAUGUAAAUAUAUAGUUAAAGUAUGGGAACAUAAAUUUAUUAAAAAAUACAAACGUAUUCCGUCCAAGCUAGACAUAAGAGAAGCCCCAAUAGAUGUAAGACAUGCAUACAGAAAAUAUUUUAGGUUAAAAACAGCUGCUUUAGAGGAAAGUUUUAUGGAUGUAGAACUUGGACUGGAAGAAGAUGAAGUUACCAAUAAUAUAAAUAUUACCUCAACUCCGGAAAAUUUUAUCGAGCCUGACUCUCUAUCUCAGUUGCAGUUGUCUAAUGAUAAUUUUACAGAAGAUGUUCAAGAAGAGCAACCUAAUGCUGAAACUGGUUGCACUAUUUUAAAAGAAAAUGCUUCAGAUAACCAGGUUUCAGAAGAUGUUUGGGGUAGUCAUUUAAACAAAAACACCUCAAAAGAGAAAGAAGAUGAAUGCAAAGAUAAAGCUCCUUCUGCCCCUGUGCAGUCCAUCACUAAAAAGUUGUUUUGUGGCUCAAAAGUAAACAAACUAAAAAGAAACCCAAGAAAGACAAUGUCAUUCUCUCAAAAAAAGAACACUGAAACAAGCUUUGAUAGUUCCUCUUUUCUCUCUCAACCAGAGCCAACAUUUAGUAGUUUCAAAUCUGAGGAUGCUAUUGAAGUUUUGGAAUCUGAAAUGAAGAAUAGUUUAAUAAAUAGAGACUGUCCAGAAGCAGUUAAACAAAUGUUCUCUCAGCCAAUGCAAAUGAAUUUAGUUAAUAGCAUGUUGGAUCAAGACCAACAAAACUUGAGGAAAGUCGAUACUGGGUGGCUCACAAGAAUAACUCAGACUACAGGAAUAUCACUUAAAAACCCUGAAUUGCCCCAUUUUGAAAAUAAACAGAAUACCCAAUCAGUACAGACCAAAAUUGAUUAUGACUAUGACAGUGAUGAAAUUAUAGGAAAUUCAGAUGAAGAGGAAAAUGUAUCUGUAAAUAUUUCUAUGUUUCAUAUAGCAAAAAAGUCUAGAAUUGCUGUUGAAUCAAGAAUGAAUAAUUUUAAUUCUCCUAAGGAAACACCAAAAAUCAAUCCCACUUUAGAAGAAAACAUCACAAAUCUUGUUCCUCUACCUACAGCUACUGCAGUGGUGGUUGAUGAUGGCAGUACUGAUUCUCAACUAAAUAAAAAUGACAUCACUAGUAAACUUAAAAUUGCUGAUGAAAGCACUAAAAUGCCAAAACCGUUAGACAAAAAACCUAAGGAGAAAGUUAAUAAAAAAUCUGUGCGGAAAACACCUAAAAGCAAAGGAAAGUUAAAUAAAUCUCACCACACUGAAACAACAUCAACAGAGAACUCACCAUCACUUAGAAGAUCUUCAAGGAAAAAUAUUGUAAAGGCAAGCUUUGAGGAACUUUCUAGUGGUGAAGAGGAUCCAUUUGCAUCAGAACAUGAUGACAGAGAUCCAGAAUUUACCCUGGAAAGUAAAAAACCUUCAAGCAAGUUUGGCUUAUUAUUAGAUUUGCAAGAAGUUGAGCAACAAUUUGAUGAAUCCAUAAAACCAGACAUAAAAAAGGAAAAUGUUGGAAAAAACAUAAAAAAAAGAGCUGCAAAAGCACUAAAUAAAGAGAAAAAACCAAGCCAAACUAAAACAAAAAAACCUGCCCUGAGUCAAGAAGCAGAAAAUUCACAAGAAAAUGACAGAUACGAACUUGAAUACAAUGUCAAACCUAGAAUAGUUGCAUCUAGAUUUGGAAAUUUGAAAUCAGUAAUAAAAGAAAAGCUCCUGGAGAAUUCCCAGGAACAAUCUGAACAAACUGUCAACAUAGAAAAUAAUUCAUCCUCAGUCAAAGAUAAGAGGCAGCAAGCCAAAGAAAAACUGGAACAAAAAAUUGCUUCUGGAGGCCUAAAUGAGAAUUUUGUCACAAUCAACAUCAAAAAGAAAGUUUUUGCUAGAGGGAAAAAAGGCCACAACUUUUCAAAAUAUAAAAAAGCUAUGUGGAAGAGUAAGAAAAAAGCACUUUAUGGACCUGACAUGGAUAUGGGUGGCUGUGAUGGGGGCAAAUUAGUUUGCUUCAACUGUGGCCAGGAGGGACACUUUGCUCAGAGGUGUAAAGUUGUUGCUGGAGAUGGUCUUCUACCUCUUGAUGCUGCUAAACAUGAAGAAGAAGAAUGUCCUUUCCCCACUCUUAAAGAAGCAACUAAAAUGGCUGCUGAGAGUGUUUUAAGUAUAAGAAAGCCAAAACUAAACAUUGAGAAGAAUGAGGAUAAAGCUGUAGACGGAUUAGAAAAUGUGGAUCCUAUAGAAGCAAACCAGGAUGAUGUAGAGAAUAAAGACACUGCAUCUUCUCAUGAAGAAUGGAUGGAGGAUGAUGAUGAAAAUGACAUGUUGCUUGCUGAAAUUGAAAAAUUAGAAGAACAAGUUAAGAAAAUUGAUGUAAAAGAGUAUAUGGAUAAUGUUAAAGUUGUGAAGCCAUAUUGUGACCAAACAGAAACUGGAAGCCUGAUAGAAACUCCAAAAGAGGUUUAUGAUGCUUUGGAAAAAUUUGGCCACAAUUCGUUUCGUCCAGGGCAGGAAAAAGCCGUGAUGCGAAUACUAUCUGGAAAAUCCACCUUGGUCACUUUGAGUACAGGUUCAGGGAAAAGUUUAUGUUACCAAUUACCAGCUUACCUGUAUUCCCAAAGGGAACCUUGUAUAUCUUUGAUAAUUUCUCCUUUGGUAUCUCUUAUGGAAGAUCAAGUUGUAGGUAUACCAAAGUUUUUAAAAGCAGCCUGCCUUCACACCAAUCAAACAGAAACACAAAGACAGAAGAUCAUGGAAGCAAUAUCUACCGGUGAUCUGCAUGUACUGCUGAUAUCUCCAGAAGCCGUAGUAGCCGGAGAAAAACGAACAGGUUUUGGGUCAUUAUUCCGCAAACUUCCACCAAUAGCGUUUGCGUGCAUUGACGAGGCCCAUUGCGUAUCACAGUGGUCUCAUAACUUUAGGCCCAGCUAUCUCAUGGUUUGCCGAGUCUUAAGAGAAAGUUUAGGGGUUCAAACUAUUCUGGGACUUACUGCCACUGCUACCAGAUCCACUUGUGAAAGUAUUAUUAAAAGUUUGGAUAUUCCAGACGGAUUAGAAGGUAUAAUAAGCGAUAUACCUCUACCUGACAAUCUGCACCUAACAGUUUCAAAGGAUGUAAACAGAGAUAGGGCUCUGGUUAAUCUUUUAUUGUCAAAUAGAUUUAAAGAUUGCAAAAGUGUGAUUGUUUAUUGCACCAGGCGUGAGGAGUGCGAACGGAUCGCCACUUUUUUAAGAACUAGCUUGAAAAGUGAGGUUCCAGUGGAAAGUAAUAACAAGAAACGUAAAAGGCUAAACCUUCAAGCUGAACCGUAUCAUGCCGGGUUAAGCGCUUCUCGGAGAAGAACUGUACAAAAUUCGUUUAUGUCUGGAGAACUAAGGAUAGUUGUAGCUACAGUGGCUUUUGGAAUGGGAAUAAAUAAGUCUGAUAUUAGAGCUGUGAUACAUUUUAAUAUGCCUAAUAGCUUUGAAAGUUACGUUCAAGAAGUGGGUAGAGCAGGAAGAGAUGGAUUACCAGCCCACUGUCACUUGUUUUUAGAUUCACAGGGUAGAGAUGAAAACGAACUGCGUCGCCACAUACACGCGAAUUCAAUAGAUCGCUUUGUAAUUCGUAAACUGCUUCAAAAAAUAUUUGUUCCUUGUGCGUGUAAAGGAUUAUGUCCGAAACACGAAGUGGCCUUUUCAAUUGAAGAAACCGUUAGGGCUCUUGAUAUACCCGAAGAGAAUAUAUCAACUUUAUUAUGCUACUUAGAGCUGCAUGAAAAUAAGUAUAUCGAGCUUCUUAGUCCCGCUUACACCCACUGCAAAAUAAUAUCUUACGGUGGACCGUUACAGAUCCGAAAAGCGGCCAAAGAAUGCCCCCCUUUGGCUAUGGCUCUGGCACUUUAUCCCAAUAAAAAAAUUGAAGAUAAUGUUCUGGAAUUUCCGGUUGUUGAUGUGGCUAGUGCAAUGGGAUGGGAGAGUGGCAUUUGCAAACAUAAAUUGAAAAACUUGGAAUGGGUUACAGUUAACAACACCUCAAAAAGAUCCACUUUAAGCAUUCAGUAUUCAAACUUGGGAUUCAGACUAUUGGCACCCGGAAAUCUUAUGGACGAUCAACUAGACGAGGCCUUAGAUAAUUUAUUUACUAGAGUACAAAGUCAAGAGACUAAGGCGUUAAAGCAACUGCACGCAGUUCACAAAACUAUGUUAGCAGUAGCUGAGAAAAAUUAUAAUUCUUGCAUAGAUUUAAAUAAUAAAGAAGAAAGAAGCGACUUGGGUUUAAAGCACCGGAUUAGGGAAUAUUUUAAUUCGGCUGAUCCACUAGCCGACUUAGAUGUCGGACCUUCGAAAAUAAUCAGCGAGGAUCAACUGAUAAGUGACGUCAGGGCCAUGAUAUGUAUGUACAGAGACAAUCAAUUUACCGGCAGGGCGUUGGCGAGAAUAUUUCAUGGUAUUCAAAGUCCGAAUUAUCCGGCGGUAAUUUGGGGUCGCUGCAAAUUCUGGAGGAGUCAUUUGAACGAAGAUUUUCAUGAGAUUUGUAGAAUAGCGACUAGGGAAAUAAUUAAGAUGAGAUAGAGAACUUUUAGUUUCAUAUUGAGAUACGGUAAAUUAAAAAAUGUAAGGACAAACUUAUUUUAAUUCUUAUUGUGCAAAUUAAUUCCUUUUUAAUAUAGAAAUUAUUCAAUGUGUUUA